Molecule: messenger RNA, 1996 nt
Organism: Lactuca virosa
Lineage: Eukaryota; Viridiplantae; Streptophyta; Magnoliopsida; Asterales; Asteraceae
Source: the annotation of a GenBank genome assembly
AUGGUGGCUGCGAUUUCUGAAACAACAAACCAAUCAAGACCACCGUUGUUACCUUCCGAGAAAGAUAAUGGAAUCAUCGGCCCUAAUAAACCAACAAGACCUAAAUCGAGACAAGUUUCUUCAAGAUACUUAUCUCCUUCCCCUUCACCUUCCCCUUCAACUUCUUCGAAUUCCUCGUCGUUACCGACACCAACGCCUUCACGACGCUUCCCAUCUCCUCUCGUUUCGAGAAAUUCGACUACUCCGGCAGCAAAACGGUCUGUUUCCGCCGACCGGAGACGAUCCACUCGACCGGAUCUUAACUUGAAAUCCAACAAUGCCGGCGGUGCCGGCGAGGUGUCGGCGGCCACUAAACUUUUAGUAACAUCCACACGAAGUUUAUCCGUUUCCUUUCAAGGCGAAGCGUUUUCAUUACCGAUUAGCAAAACUAAAGCAACCCCCACUUCCCCUAACUCAACUACUUUCCGAAAGGGUACCCCUGAAAGAAAAAGAACCGGUACCCCUUUAAGAGUCGGAGAUCACGCCGAGAAUACAAAACCCGGAGAUCAACACCGGUGGCCGGCGAGAACUCGUCAAUCAAAUCAAACCGUUUUAUCAAAAAGUCUAAGUUUAGAUUGUGGGGUUGAAAAGAGUAACAUAAUCGGAUCUGGGAAUGUAAUCAGAGCUUUACAUCAAUCCAUGAACAUGGAUUCCAGAAGGGCAUCAGUCGAUGGUGUUCAUGGUGGGAGAUUAUCACUGGAUUUGGGUAAUUCCAUACUUUCAAACCCAAUUCAACAAAACCCAAAUGGGAAUUCUUCCGAUACCGAUAGUGUCUCAUCUGGUAGCACAUCUGGAAUCCAAGAAACGAACCGGAAUGGAACCAGAGGGGUAGUUAUGUCCGCUAAAUUUUGGCAAGAAACAAGUAGUCGAAUGAGAAGAUUACAAGAUUCAAGUAGUGGAACUAGUCCAGGAUCAAAACUAGUGACACCAUCAAAAUUAGCAAAGAAAUUUUCAAAUGAUGGGCCAUUAUUAUCACCAAGAACAAUGGCUUCUUCACCAAAUAGAAUGAGACCUUCAUCACCGAGUAAGUUGAUGACAUCAUCAGUGUCAUCAUCGCCAUGUAGGGUUGAUGUUAGAAGAGGGAAAGUUGGUGAAAAUCGGAUUGUGGAUGCACAUUUGUUGAGGCUUUUUUAUAAUCGACAGCUACAAUGGAGGUUUGUUAAUGCUAGGAAUGAAGAUACAUUAUUAAAACAAAGAUGUGGAUCAGAGAAAAAUCUAUGGAAUGCAUGGAUUACAAUCUCUGAUUUACGUGAUUCAGUCACUAAAAAAAGACAUAGAUUGCAGUUACUGAAGCAAAAACUUAAGUUAGCCUCCAUUCUCAAGGAACAAAUAGCUUUUUUGGAAGAUUGGGCUUCUUUAGAUAAAGAUCAUUCGAUAUCAUUACUUGGAGCAAUUGAAGCUUUAAAGGCCAGCACUCUUCGCCUCCCUGUUGGUGGAGCAAUAGCUGAUCUUCAGAGCAUGAAAGAUGUUAUAAGUUCAGCACUUGAAGUGAUGCAGACAUUGUGUUUGUCGAUAUGCUCACUUUGUGUGAAGGUGGAGGAAGCGAAUUCAAUGGUCACUGAGCUUGCAAAUGUGUGUGCAAAAGAGCAAGCUUUGCUUAGGAUUUGCAAAGGCUUAUUGUCAAUGUUAGCAGCCCUCAAGGUGAAAGAUUGUAGUUUGAGAACGCAUAUGUUACAAACAAAGUGUGUGAAGAAAUCACAUUUGUAGAAUUGAUCUUUUAAUUCAAGAAAUUGCUAACAUUACAUCAAGUGAAGAAUGGAGUUUCCGAAGGUAAUAAAGUAAAGUAGAUGACUUUUUGGCUUGUGGCUUUCGGGUUUUCUUUUUUUCUUUUUUGUUUGGGGAAUUUGCUGUGUAUUUUCUUGAGAUUUGCAAGUGAAAGAAAAUGUAGUUUGAUUCUAACUAAUGUAGUUUUUUUUUUUACACUCUUAUGUAUAUAUAUAGGGAUAUGUAAUUUCAC